AUGUAUGCUGUGUUCCUCGUAUCACUCACUGCCUUGCUAUUUAGCUGUUAUUUUGGAGUGGUUGCAUCUCAAAAUCGGCAAUGUUCCACUUUUAUAAGUGAUGGCGACUCAUCCUGUCCGGAGUCUUGGCAUGUCUGGGGAAUAUCAUGCUACAAGAUCACCGAGAAGGCAUUUACCUGGUCAGAUGCUAGAGACGAGUGUAUAGACCUAGGUGGUGUUCUGGCGGUACCAAGCUCUGAUCAAGAAAACGAGUUUACAGCGCAAUUAUCUAAUGAGAUAGUAUGGAUCGACUGUAAUGAUCGAGAGGUGGAGGGGAGAUGGAAGUGCAAAGAGGGUAAGGUUGAGGUUGCUUACAGAAACUGGGACCCUAACGAACCGAACAACCAGGGAGAAGAAGAUUGUGCUGCCUUUGAUACUCAGUUUGAUGGAAACCGGCAAUGGAAUGAUUUGGAAUGUAGCAGACUAGAGAAAGCUCUGUGCAAAACGGCUGGCAGACCAGUCCUUCAAGUGUGA
Asterias rubens (European starfish) is the source of this 513-nucleotide messenger RNA. RefSeq names its product perlucin-like protein. The transcript has a single exon. The record is from RefSeq and is a predicted model, not a curated record. Lineage: Eukaryota; Metazoa; Echinodermata; Asteroidea; Forcipulatida; Asteriidae. Bases 1 to 513 code for a protein of 170 amino acids.